Molecule: messenger RNA, 1950 nt
Organism: Cuscuta europaea
Lineage: Eukaryota; Viridiplantae; Streptophyta; Magnoliopsida; Solanales; Convolvulaceae
Source: the annotation of a GenBank genome assembly
GUUUUGAAAUUCUAAACCUUACUUCUAUUAGGUCAAUUUCCCUUCUUUUUCGCACAACAAUUUUUUGUACAUUUAACAAUGAAAGUUUAAGCUCAAGGAUGAAAUAGAGUAAUAAAUGCAGAUUUCCCCCCGCAGCAGUUAUAGGAUGCCGAUGCCGGCACCAGUCCGAUCACCCACCUGGGUAUCCAAACGAAGGCUCUUCGAACUAAAACUCUUUGAACUCCACAAAUGCACUGACGUUAAUCACUUGAAGCAAUUUCAUGCGCUCGUCUACAAAUCCAAUCUUCACCGAGACCCUUUUGUCGCGACCAAGCUCAUCGCCGCCUUCUCCGUCUGCCGCCAAAUCGCGUUGCCCGUCAAUAUAUUCUCUCAAGUGCAGGAACCCAAUAUGGAAUUGUACAACGCUCUAAUCAAAGCCCAUAUCCUCAACUCCCAACCCUCACAUCAGUCACAUGCCUUUUCCGUCUUCUUGCAGAUGCAAUAUUGUGGCGUUUUUCCGGACACUUUCACUUACUCUCAUCUCUUGAAGCUUUGCUCAGAAGAUUCUAGACUGAAUACGUUGAGAAUGAUCCAUACUCUUGUUGAGAAAACAGGGUUUAAUUCGGACAUCAUUGUCUGUAAUUCCUUGAUUGACGCGUACUCAAAGUGUGAUGUUUCUUCUGCCGGGACGGUUUUUUUGGCGAUGGACCAUAGAGAUGUCGUGUCAUGGAAUUCUAUGAUCUGCGGACUGUUGAAAGAUGGGGACUUGACUGAAGCCCAGAGAAUGUUCGACUUAAUGCCUGAGAGAGACACAGUGAGUUGGAACACAAUGUUGGACGGAUAUGUGAAGAACGGACAAAUGAAUGUGGCGUUUGAGCUGUUUGAUAAAAUUCCUACAAGAGAUGUUGUGUCUUGGUCAACCAUGAUUUUUGGAUAUUGCAAAGCGGGAGAUGUUGAGAUGGCUAGAGCAGUGUUUGAUAUAAUGCCUUCAAAGAAUGUCGUAUCAUGGACAAUCAUCAUAACUGGCUACACUGAAAAGGGGCUUGUGAAGGAAGCCAAUGAGUUGUACACUCAAUUGAAUGAAUCCGGUCUAGGUCUAGAUGCCGGAACAUUUGUCAGUAUCUUAUCGGCAUGUGCAGAAACCCGUAUGCUCGGUUUGGGUAAAAGAGUUCACCGUACCAUAAAAAAGUCUUCAUUUAAUUCUAACACUCUGGUUUGCAAUGCUCUGAUUGAUAUGUACGCCAAGUGUGGAAGCUUGAACAAGUCGUUCAUUGUGUUUAAAAGCAUGAGAAUGAAAGACUUGAGAUCGUGGAAUUCCAUGAUUCAUGGGUUUGCCAUGCAUGGACGUGGAGGAAAGGCGCUUGAGCUUUUCUCUGAGAUGAAAAACGAAGGGUUCGUCCCGGAUAAAGUCACCUUUGUUGCUGUUUUAUCAGCGUGCAGUCAUGCCGGAUUUGUAAGUAAAGGCAUUUCUAUCUUCAACUCAUUGAAGAGCGACUAUGGGGUUAUACCCGAAGUACAACAUUUCGGUUGCUUGAUUGAUCUCUUAGGGCGUGGCGGGCAUCUCAAAGAAGCUUUCACCGUUGCUCUCAACAUGCAGGUCAAACCGAACAUAAAAAUCUGGGGUUCCCUUCUUGGGGCAUGCCGAAUGCAUAAUGAUGUCCGGUUUGCACAAGACGUGCUCAAUUAUCUAGCAGACGAAGUAGGGAUGGAUGAUGAUUCCAGAAAGUUCUCUGAGGUGUCAGAUGUGAGAUUGCUAAUGGACAUUGGCAGGGAAAAGCCGUCUGGUGUGAGCACAAUCGAGUUGAUGGAUAAGUUUCACGAAUUCAAGGUGAUGGAUAGUGAUCAUCCUAAAUCAGAUAAGAUAUAUGAGAUGAUAGAUGGGUUGAGUCAACACCUUAGACUGCUAGGUACCUGCUCAUCACUAUUAGGAUGUAUUGAAUAUGGAUUGCGGUGAACUUUUUUUAAUCCGUG